Messenger RNA from Cadophora gregata, 1623 nucleotides. RefSeq lists its product as uncharacterized. The transcript is spliced from 2 exons. The coding region runs from base 1 to 1623 and encodes 540 amino acids. Lineage: Eukaryota; Fungi; Ascomycota; Leotiomycetes; Helotiales; Ploettnerulaceae. The record is from RefSeq and is a predicted model, not a curated record. Gene Ontology annotation, molecular function: protein binding.
AUGAAUCGACUUCCACUGGAAUUGACCACCGAGAUCCUGAAGUAUCUCGACCAAGCCGCAAUCAAGGCUUUGCGCCUUGCCUGCAAGAGCCUGGCGUCAGAUUCAGCCCCGAUACUGUUCCGGCAUGUAUCGAUAUUCAUCCAAGAGCAUAGUCUGAAUAUGCUUCUGCAAAUCUCAAAACAAGCACACCUCCGCCACUACGUCAAAACGCUUCGAAUUGGCCUGGAGCUUCUUCCUGUGGACGAAAGGAACGGAUGGGUAGGUUGUCAACACAUGGUUGACGGGGAAGUGUGCUGUGGUUGGGAUUGCAAGAGCUCCAUACACAUAGAUUCCUUCAUAAAGGCCCAGAAACAAUUGGAGUUGUCUGGACGAGGAGUCAAGAUGCUUACAGAUACAUUUCAGAAUCUUCCAGCUCUGAAGUCUGUCACGAUUGGUUUCCCAGAUCACCCUGAUGGCAGCAAUCCGGAAAGCCACGGCUUCCAACAACUAGGGCUCCACUACGUAACCGAUCCUGAAGGCUUCAACUACCUCGAUGGGUCGAACGCAUGCCGAUUCCAGGACUGUGGGCGGAUUCAACUCCAGUACCUCCUUCGGGCUGGAGAUGCCGCUGGUCUACAGCUCAAUCACUUGAAGUUAUGUGGCACGAAUGAUUCCGGCACUCGAUCUUAUCCACAUAGCAUGAGCCCUUCAUUCAUGAACCUCAGUGCGAGUGACAUGGCCUGCGCGAAAGCUGUUCUGAGGCAUAUCCGGGAUUUUCAGUGGAUCAUGCCCGAUUGCUACGAUCGAGACAGUGGUGAUACCAUGAACCAAUCGUCGUUGAACUCCGUACUGAAAAAAGGCUAUUCCGGGAAGCUCAUAGAUCUAAUGCCAUCUCUUGAGGCUAUCUUCAUUGAGCCUUCCGGGGAACGUGGAGACUGCACCCUCGACCACGGCUUGAUGUUGCGCGACCUUGUAGGCUGGAGGAAGAAGCACUCUUUGCGAAAAGUCGAAUUUUAUUUUCUGGAGUUUGACGAGGACGACUAUGUGGAGUAUCUGUCGUCCCAGUCGGACACUUUGAAAAGUGUGACUUUCCUUGCAUGCGGUCUGUACACGGGCUCAAUGAAGUCGCUCUGCAAUCGUCUCCGGACUCGUUUAUCGUUAGAACAGUUUCGAAUGUCCACUGGGCUCCAUGAGUAUCACGGCGAAGACGUUAGGAAGAAAGAUUACGGGCUCUGGGAUGAUAAUGAGAAUCUGGACUCAACCUGGGUAAUAGAAAGAGCCGUCACAGACGCCCUCGAAGAUUUUGUCGUCGAGCGUACAGACAAGUAUCCAACAGGCUGGGUCUCGUGUGUUCGAGAACGUGGCGAUUCCACAGAGUCCGACGAGGAGUCCGAGGACGAAUUCGAAAUGAUGCCAAAAGGACCCUGGUUCAGAGAAUACGGCACUAAUUCGCCAUUUUGUCAGGGUGGAAUCCCUUUCAAAGAAAUCUUUUUAGCGCAUUUUGGCUUCGGGUCUGAUUCCGGUGAAACCGACAUAGAAACUGAGUCUGAUUCCUUCUUUUUUGAUGAAUUUGAUGAAUCUGACGACUCUGAAGAAUCAGAUGAGUCGGCGGACAGUCUUCCUGGUUUGGUUGGUGCUCCCUAA